This is a messenger RNA of Protopolystoma xenopodis, 234 nucleotides long. The record is from the annotation of a GenBank genome assembly. NCBI's taxonomy places the organism in Eukaryota, Metazoa, Platyhelminthes, Monogenea, Polystomatidea, Polystomatidae.
AUGACUCGGGACCUCCAUACGGAUCUCCCUCAGGGUCCCGUAGAUCUGUUUCCUAUCUUUCUGAUUGACCGAUUUCCCUCGUUUCCAGCCCCGGUGUACGUUUUGCUCCAGGCGCUGUUUGACAAGCCACUAGAAACACAUACACUGCCGCUUCACCGAGCAGAGCUUCUGGGCUCUGAUUACCAUGCUUACAGAUAUCAGGCAUUGCCUUCACGGGUCGUCAAUCUCGAUUAA